Colletotrichum truncatum is the source of this 888-nucleotide messenger RNA. RefSeq lists its product as uncharacterized. Lineage: Eukaryota; Fungi; Ascomycota; Sordariomycetes; Glomerellales; Glomerellaceae. The record is from RefSeq and is a predicted model, not a curated record.
AUGAUUUUGCCUCACGUGGCCGUCCGAUCUCUACAGGCGCUCUCUGUGAACGCUCCCCGCCCAUCGCUGUCAUCGUCUGUGCAGUGCCCGGUGGUCCUUGACGGACGCAUCCCUCAAAACUUCACCCUCGACGCCUUUGACACCAACGCGAGCCCUUAUAACCCGGGCUUCACUAAGGGCGAGGACCCGUGGUCCAAGAUUAUCCUGUUUCCUAACGUCCCGACCACUUCGCGGUUCGACGUCUCGGCCAAUACCACGGGAAACUUCAAGGCGUUGGAGGUUACCAUCAACGACCGUUCCAUCUUCAAUCCGCCUCCGGGAAAGAAUCCACAGCUAGGGUUCCGUCGCGCCGGGCUGUUGCUCGGAAGUGGUUCCGAUGCGUCUAAUGAGGGCGUCAUGACAUUCCACUGGAGCUCGAUGCAGGACUCGGAGCGCAAGUUGAACCUCACGCACGAGUACCUCACGGCAUUCCACGAGACCAACGACUCCGGCGGUGCACAGUUCGCACUACAGCUGGGGCUUCCACUCGGCCAGAAUGGCACCGAACCGCCUGCAACUAACUGGAAGAUGUUGGACCGAAACAACAGCGUUGUCUUCACUACGCCGCUCAAGUUCAACGCUUGGCAGAACUUUGCGGUCACGCUUGAUGUACCCCAGAACACCAUGCAGGUUUUCUUCUCUGAAGGCAACGAGCCACUGAAGGCUGUCACCAAGGUUCUUCCAAACAACAACGCCGGUGGCGGCGUACUUCAGAUUGGCAUGUUGAAGAAGCCUACCGAGACCAAGACGGUUGUGAAUGAUGGGUUCCAGGAGAGCGGGCUGAAUGAGGGCCAAAUUUUGGGCGGAAUCUUUGUUGAAAACAGCGCGAACGGCUGCGUGUCCUUGUGA